AUGCCCUCUCUUUCCAGCUAUGGAAAACAGUUUGAAGACUGGAUGGUAAAGGUAUUCUACAACUAUGGUUUAUUUAUUGCCAAACACCAAUGGUGGUUUCUGUUAACUCCAAUCGCCCUCACAAUUGCUUGCAUACCCGGAUUAUUUUAUUUACAAAUUAAUCUCGACCUUUAUAAUCUUUUUGUUCCACUUGACGCUCCAGUUCGGUAUGAGUUCGAAAGAACUAAAGAAUUCAAUAGGCUCCCAUUAGGAAAUCUUGAUAAAAUUCCAUCAAGACACCGACGAGAAUUUGAAUGUCACAGUGAUGAAUGCGCGUUUCCGGACGUCGAAAUGGAACGAUUAAGACGUGAUCUACUGGCGCUUCAAGAAGAACAUGAGAAUCAUCUUCAUGAUGGGAACACGACUGCAUUAAGGGUCAAGAGAGGCGCUAGCGGCAAGAAGGCUUUGAAAGCCGGACUGGUUCCCGCCAAAAAUGAUAUUCUUCGAUUCUACGUUGUGCACAAAAAAUUUGACAACUUGCUUCAAUCGAAAUAUUUGGGACCUUUAUUCAAAUACACUCAGCAGAUGAUGAAAGUGGAGAACGAAUUUGAUGGAGAUGUUUGGACAUUAGAAGACUUUUGCACGAAAGAAGCUGGAGCGCAAACGUGCAAUAACAAUUUGAAUUUGUGGAUCAAACAUGCUGAUGUUUUGUUCAAAGAUGGAAAAAUCAAGGCAAACCCUAAUCUUCAACUGUCUUAUCCAGUCUUGUAUCUCUUCAAUCGACCAAAGGAUAUUGGAAAUGUUAUCUAUGGAGUUGAUGUUAAGGGAGAAAAGAAUGAAAUACAAGGGGCUCGUGUGUUAACUCUUCAUUGGUUUGUAAACUAUCCAGCCACUCCUGAAAACAAUGCAGCUUACUAUGCUUACCGCUUAAAAUUGAACGAUUUUUGGCAAGAAAUUUCGGAUAACAGUGAUCUUCAAUUCAUUCCACACAACGACAAAGCUAUGGACGACGAAAUGCUUGAAAUUAUUAAAACUACUGUUCCAUUUGCUGUACCUGCUACUCUUAUGCUUAUGCUUUUUGUAGUCACCUCCAACUUCAGUUUGGAUAGGAAAAAAUCUAAACCAGUUGAAAUGUAUUUAGGAGUAUGGUGUAUUAUCUUUGCUUUGAUAAUUACCUUCGGACUUUUCUUUUUCUUCGGUGCCAAGUUCAAUCCAGUCACGUCUACAAUGCCAUUCCUAAUUUUAGCUAUCGGGGUCGAUGACGAUUUUUUAAUGGUUGCAGCUUGGAGAGAAUGUAAUCGAAAAUUAUCACCUUCGACAAGGCUUGCCUUGGUCAUGGGAGACGCUGGAGCCUCAAUUACUGUCACAUCAUUCACCAACUUCUUCUGCUUCUGGCUUGGAUGGCUGAUGUGCUCCACACCAGCUGUCGGAGACUUCUGCAUUAUCACCGCUGUCGGAGUCAUCUUCGAUUAUCUCAUGCAAAUUACCUUCUAUGCAGCAGUUCUCAAAUUUUCGGGAGACAAAGAAGAAACAGGAGGUUUGGCGUCGUGUUGUUACAAGAAAACAGAUGGUGAUGACGCGGUUGAGCAAAAUGAGCCAAAAUAUAAGGAAGAAUAUGUGGACUUCCAACAUCAUGAAAAAACUGAAGACCUUCCAAGAAUGCAUAAAUUUUUCCGCGACAUCUUUGCGCCAUUUGUUAUGAAGAAGUGGGUGAGAAUCGGUUCAAUGGCAAUGUUCCCCAUUUACACAGCAUUUGCACUUUAUGGUUGCUCUGUGCUUAAAGUUGAUAUUUCACCAGUCAAAUAUAUUCGCGACAAUUCACCAAUUCAAACGUUUGUUGCGCUUGCUGACAAAUACAUUUGGGCGGAUAAUGUCAUGCCAAGCUUUCAUAUCAUGAGGCCACCUGACCUUCGUGAUGCUGGGGCCCGCGCAAAAUUGAAUGAAUUAGUGUUUCGACUUGAACAUACUGAUUAUUCUAUCGGAAGGGUGUCCACAAAUCUCUGGGUGUGGCAAUAUCAACAAUAUCUUAAUGAUUUUCCAAAUAUCAAUUAUACAACUGACUUUUAUGAUCGCAAAAAUUUGAAAGAUUUCUUCACACAGCUUGACUAUUCCCAAUACAGAGAUAAGGUUAAAAUUAUGGAUAACGUCACAAAUGGAGAGCCAUGCAUUGCCGCAUUCACAUUCCAAACAUCAUUCUAUGGUCUUGACAGUUGGGAUAAAAGACAAGCUGAGCUGUUUCAUUGGAGAAAUAUUCUCAAGGAAUAUCCAGAGUUUGAUAUGUUCCUUUCCGGGAUUUUCAGCCCAUUUUUAAUUGAUCAACGUCACACAAUCGCCCCAUCUUCUAUGCAAACUAUCGGAUCUGCGUUGGCCAUGAUGGCCCUUAUUUCUUUCUUCUUCUUGCCGGAUGCCUUAUCCGUAUUUCUCAUGACAUGGUCACUUCUCUCUAUUUCUAUGGGUGUUUGCGGUGGAAUUGCUCUUCUUGGGUCAGACUUGGAUUCCGUCAGUAUGGGUUGCAUUGUGAUGGCGAUUGGAUUGGCUGUUGAUUAUUCAGUGCAUAUUUGCUACAGAUAUCAUCGUUCCGAAUACACAACUGCACAUGAAAAAGUUGCUGAUACUCUUGCAUCUGUGGCUUGGCCAAUUACUCAAGCGGUUAGUUCAACACUGUUCGGAUUAGCCUGCACGAUUCUCGUUCCUGCUUACCUUGUUCGCGUUUUCUUCCAAACUGUUUAUCUUGUGAACAUCAUUGGUCUAUUCCACGCUCUAGUUUGGCUGCCUCAAUUAAUAUCAGCCUUGGAUCCGUGCGAGAGAAUUCCUCUUCGUCUUCGCGACCAAUCAUCAAAGACUUUACCAAUUUCUGUACAUUAA
Messenger RNA from Caenorhabditis bovis, 2844 nucleotides. The record is from the annotation of a GenBank genome assembly. Lineage: Eukaryota; Metazoa; Nematoda; Chromadorea; Rhabditida; Rhabditidae.